This is a messenger RNA of Penaeus monodon (black tiger shrimp), 2198 nucleotides long. It is a transcript of the gene Pgi, whose product is annotated as glucose-6-phosphate isomerase-like. Gene Ontology annotation, molecular function: monosaccharide binding; carbohydrate derivative binding; glucose-6-phosphate isomerase activity. Lineage: Eukaryota; Metazoa; Arthropoda; Malacostraca; Decapoda; Penaeidae. Gene Ontology annotation, cellular component: cytosol. Gene Ontology annotation, biological process: gluconeogenesis; glucose 6-phosphate metabolic process; glycolytic process. The record is from RefSeq and is a predicted model, not a curated record.
AUGGGCAACGCGAGCAGCCCGUGUCAGGCCGGACGCAAGGGCUCAGUCGGCGGCCGGCAAUCAGCAGGGAUGGAGGGCAAGGCUUUUCUCACCGAAGAGGCAGCGUACAAGAACCUGCAGGACUACUACAACAAGAAUGGCAGCAAACUCGUCAUUAAUCAGUUAUUCAAGGAAGAUCCGGAUAGGUUCAAGAAGUACAGCUUAACAGUGCCGACUCCUGAGGAUGGAGAAAUUUUGUUCGAUUACAGCAAGAAUCGUAUCAAUGAUGAGGUCCUUAAAUUACUGCUGGACCUGGCUCAUGCAAGAAAUGUUGAAAAGUCAAGGGAUGCCAUGUUUUCCGGUGAAAAGAUCAACUUCACUGAAAACCGUGCUGUCCUUCACAUUGCCCUCCGAAACCGAUCUAAUGCACCAGUCGUGGUUGAUGGGAGUGAUGUAAUGCCUGCAGUUAAUGCUGUUUUGGCACAUAUGAAAGAUUUUUGCGGCAGGGUUAUUUCAGGUGAAUGGAAAGGCUACACUGGUAAAUCUAUCACUGAUGUUGUCAAUAUUGGUAUUGGAGGCUCAGAUCUUGGACCACUGAUGGUGACUGAAGCAUUGAAACCUUAUGCCAUUGGACCCAAUGUCCAUUUUGUGUCCAAUAUUGAUGGGACACACAUGGCAAAGACUUUGAAGUUAUUGAAUGCUGAGACCACCCUCUUCAUCAUAGCCUCCAAGACUUUUACAACACAGGAGACCAUCACUAAUGCAACUUCAGCCAAGAAAUGGUUCCUUGAUGCAGCAAAAGAUCCUUCAGCUGUGGCCAAGCACUUCAUUGCAUUGUCAACCAAUGGUCCAAAAGUGAAGGAUUUCGGCAUUGAUGAAGCAAACAUGUUUGAAUUCUGGGACUGGGUUGGUGGCCGGUACUCACUGUGGUCUGCUAUUGGAAUGUCCAUUGCCGUUCACAUUGGAUUUGACAACUUUGAAAAACUGUUGGCUGGUGCUCAUUUUAUGGACAAUCAUUUCAAGACUGCCCCUCUGGAGAAGAACAUUCCUGUAUUGCUUGCACUUCUUGGUGUAUGGUACCAUAAUUUCUAUGGUGCUGAAACCCAUGCCUUAUUGCCAUAUGACCAGUACCUGCAUAGGUUUGCUGCCUAUUUCCAGCAGGGUGAUAUGGAAUCCAAUGGAAAGUAUGUGACUCGCAGUGGACGUCAAGUAGAAUACAAUACUGGGCCUAUUGUGUGGGGAGAGCCCGGUACAAAUGGACAACAUGCAUUUUAUCAGUUGAUCCAUCAAGGCACACGCCUAAUUCCUGCUGAUUUUAUUGCUCCUGCAAAGUCUCACAAUCCCAUUGCUGACAAUUUGCAUCAUAAGCUGUUGCUGGCAAACUUCCUUGCUCAAACAGAAGCACUCAUGAAAGGAAAGACUACGGAAGAAGCCAGAGCAGAACUGGAGAAGGCCAACAUGCCUGCUGACAAAUUGGAACGUAUUCUUCCUCACAAAGUGUUCAAGGGCAACAGGCCAACCAAUUCCAUUAUGGUUGAGAAGCUGACUCCAUUCACCCUUGGGGCAUUGAUCGUUAUGUAUGAGAUGAAAAUCUUUACCCAGGGUGUUAUUUGGGACAUCAACUCUUUUGAUCAGUGGGGAGUGGAAUUGGGAAAGCAGCUUGCAAAGGCCAUUGAACCAGAGCUGCAAGACAAGAAUCCUGUGUCCUCCCAUGACUCUUCUACUAAUGGACUCAUCAACUUCAUAAAGAAACACCUGUAAAUCAGUCUGUGGAGAAUAUACAAAAGCUCUGUGUUCAUUUAAAUGUAUAUUGCAUGCAAACGCUGCGUGAUGUACUUGUGGAUGACUAUCAUUUGAUGUAUGACAAGUCAGUAAUACAAUUGCAUUGUUUUAGAAUGCCAAUAUAUUUCCUUUUUUGCAAGAAAUCGGUUGUUAUACUGUGAUGUCAUUUCGUAAGUGUAUUAGGAAGGUAUGUGCAUAAUAAUUGGUGAUGCAAUUAGUCAUUACAAACCAUAUUGUUCAUUUUUGAAAAAAAGACAUGUGAUAGACAGUAGAGUUGUCUUUGUUAGUAAAAUGUUAAUUACUAAAGAAUAUAUAAAGAGGUGGAUUAAAGUAUUAAUGAAAGUAUUAUAAUUUAUUCAAAUAUUUUAAAAGAUGUAUAAUUUGUGUAUUUCACAGCAGAUGUAUGCACUGUGGAAUAAAAGUUUAUUUCAAAGUUC